Phycomyces blakesleeanus NRRL 1555(-) is the source of this 564-nucleotide messenger RNA. RefSeq names its product Homeodomain-like DNA binding domain-containing transcription factor. The record is from RefSeq and is a predicted model, not a curated record. Bases 1 to 564 code for a protein of 187 amino acids. The transcript has 3 exons. Lineage: Eukaryota; Fungi; Mucoromycota; Mucoromycetes; Mucorales; Phycomycetaceae.
AUGCUAAUUCCUUCCUUGUGGAAGGUGGUUGGAUUAGGAGGACGCUUUGAUCAACUCCAUGUUAGUCAUACCCAUCAAGCGUGUCAUGAUGAUGGGAAUGGAAAUGUUAUUGAUGAGAAUGGUGGUCCUGAGCCCAUGGACUACAUUGUUGAUCAGAAUGAUUUUGUUGCCGAGAUAAUUGCUACUCAUACUAAGUACUUAGAAACUGUACCCCCCAAUGAAUUCUCUCUGGCGUGUCCAAUGUUAUUAGAAAAGCCAAAGAAUGAAGAUGUCCGUAUAGAAGAGACAAACACAAAACGUGCUUAUAUGCGUUGUAUCAUUCAGGAUAAAGCUAGGUUUUCCGAUCUGAAAAUUAAAAAAGGUCCAAAGUGCAUCUUAUCUGAAGAACAUAAAGCGACUAUUAUCACUUUCAUUGAUUCUAAUCCCUCUGCUACUGUUGUUGAAGUUGCCGAGCAUUUAUUGAAGCAAUUUCAUGACCUUAAAGUAUCACGUAGUACUGUUAAUAACUUUAUGAGAUGUGAACGCAAUCUCUCGUUGAAGGAAAACAGAUAUUCAUUCUGUUGA